This is a messenger RNA of Drosophila melanogaster (fruit fly), 7565 nucleotides long. It is a transcript of the gene Ac13E, whose product is annotated as adenylyl cyclase 13E. The transcript is spliced from 6 exons. Lineage: Eukaryota; Metazoa; Arthropoda; Insecta; Diptera; Drosophilidae. The record is from RefSeq and is marked reviewed. Gene Ontology annotation, cellular component: plasma membrane. Bases 951 to 6062 code for a protein of 1703 amino acids. Gene Ontology annotation, biological process: intracellular signal transduction; cyclic nucleotide biosynthetic process. Gene Ontology annotation, molecular function: magnesium ion binding; phosphorus-oxygen lyase activity; adenylate cyclase activity.
UUCUCUAAAUUUCAGUCGCGGGUGGCGGACGUUCGGCGGAAAAACUCUAACUAACUUUAACUGAAAAUAAAAACAAAUAAAACCAGAGAAAAGCGAAGAACGUGUGAUAAGAACAGCAGAAACAACAACAGCACCAACAAAGUUGACUUUUGAUUUUCGAGCGCGUGUGUUUGGAUUUACUUCAUUGCCAUUUAUAAUAUUUGAGCAAAACAAAACUCAAGUCAACUCAACAACAACUAAAACGUGGUUCAACUAAUUCGUUCAUUUUUGUUUUCACUUUUUUUUACUGUGCGUACGAGUGUGUGUGUUUGUUUGUCUAUGCGUGUAUUAGUUUGUUUGCUUUUUAAUUAGUUCGACUCUUGUUUUGAUUUUUGUGAUUCCCUCAUUUUUUUCGAACGAGAUCUUUCUACAGAACAAAACAAAGAAGCAAGAAAACAACCAUGUGGCAGCCAUGAGGCGGCAGCGCUCCACUCGCCGCCAGCUGUUAUUAUGUCCGGCCACUUGUUGCAGGCAUUCAUGAUGCAAUUGAAACUGCAGCGACCGGCGGCACAGCGAACUCGAUACCAGUCUCUACUGGGCUGCGGCCACGAAAAACACUCAUACGCCAUGUGGGCGCGAGGCGAUCGGUGGAUGUUGCAAGAACGGCAGCCAACAACAACAGCAGCCACGGGCGCCACACUGGCCCACGGCCAAGGCUAGGGCUAAGGCUAGUGCCACAGCCACACAGCACCACCACCGCCACCAACAACACCACCACCACCACCACCACCCCAAAACCACCCACACCGGCAGCAGCUAUAGUAAGACAAAACACAGCCACCACCACGACCAUCAGCAGACACAACAACAACAACAACGACGACUGCUGGAACAACAACGUUCAACAACAGAAACAUCAAGGAAAGUUGAAGAACUCCGUUGAACUCGAACGAAACAAAAACAUCAAGAAAAUGUCUGAGUCGCGCCGCCAGUCGGUGAGCUCCAGGGCGAUGCCGCCGGGCGUUCUGGUCAACGAUAGCCGUGCGAACUCCACCGAUGACAUCCAGAUCGCCUUGGCGCCCCACAUCCAGACCUACCUGAGCCAGACGGGCCGGCGGCACUCCUGCUGCAGCGUGAUGCUCCCAGUGGCAUUCGAGCGGGCGGCGGCCAAAUCCUGGCUGGACCCCAAGUUCGAUUCCCCGGUCCUCGAGGAGCAGUACCAGGCCAGCGUCUUUCCACACGUCCGCAUGCGAUACAGGUUCACCCUCUCGUACAUCCUGCUCUGCUCGCUGAUGUGGUGCCUGUACUUUGUGGUGGAUGGCGGAUCGGAGGACUUCUGGCGCCCAAUCUCUAGCUCCUUUUCGAUGCUCUCGCUGGUCACCAUCAUGGCGUUGUGCUUCACCCAUUGGGACCUGUACAGGGAGCACCGAACGGUGACCUCGGCGGUAACUGCGCUGCUACUUUGCGGCGCCUCAUUGGCAUUCCUCACCUACACGGGCCGGGCGUUCAGUCCGCUGGGUCAUUUCGCCAUCUGCCUGGAGAUCGUUCUGCUGAUCUACACGGCUCUACCGAUGCCCUUGUGGCUGGGCGCCAGUACGGCGAUUAGCUAUUCGAUUGCCUUCGAGAUGGUCUCGCACAUGGUAAUCGGAUGCAGUGCGAUUCAUGGAGGUCCCAUGCACGGCGGAGGUGGAGCAGCUGGGGGAUCAGGAAUGGAAGCCAACGGAGAUCCCAGCAAUAGGAUACUCAUACUGCGGAUAAUGGCCCAUCUGAGUGUGCAUUUGGUGGGCGUGCAUGUGCUGAUCAUGAAUCUGGUGCGCAUGCGCGGCACCUUCAUGAAGGUGGGUCAGAAUCUCCUCGUGCGUCGUCAAUUGGAGAUGGAAAAGCAGCUCAAGGAGAAGAUGAUACACUCGGUGAUGCCGCCGAAAGUGGCCGAUAUGCUGCUCAAUGAGGGUGGUCCGUCGGGUCUGGAUGCCGGUGGAUUGCCACCGGAAUCCCACUACAUGCGACCACGUGCCUCCAACGAUGUGAAGUCCCUGUUCCGACCAUUCCACAUGCACAGCAUGGAGAACGUGAGCAUUCUAUUCGCGGACAUCGUUGGCUUCACCCGCAUGUCCUCCACGAAAACAGCCGAACAGUUAGUGGAGAUACUCAACGAUCUCUUCGAGCGUUUUGACGACCUUUGCUCGCUGAGUGGCUGCGAGAAGAUCUCCACGCUGGGCGAUUGCUACUACUGCGUGUCCGGUUGUCCAGAGCCACGGGCGGAUCACGCCAUUUGCUGUGUGGAAAUGGGUCUGGGCAUGAUUGAUGCCAUGCGCUGCUUCGAUGCCCAGCGCCACGAGGGUGUCAAGAUGCGAGUGGGCGUCCACACGGGAACAGUUCUCUGCGGGAUCGUCGGCACGAGGCGGGUGAAGUUCGAUGUGUGGAGCAACGACGUCAGCCUGGCCAAUAAAAUGGAAUCCUCGGGCAAACCGGAGCAGGUGCACAUCUCGCAGGAGACAUCCAGCUUUUUGGGCGAUGCCUACUACUUGGAGGAGGGCGAGGAGGUGUUUGGUCAUCGUACUUACUUCGUGGUGGGAAGACGACGCGACUUCACACGAACCAAUAGCCUGAGUCCCAGCAUGCCUGCGAAUGCCACUGGCAGUUCCCUGCUCUUGCCCGGCGCCCAUGGCGCCUCCCUUUCCCAGAGUGCCACCAAUGUGUCGGCGGUGCAGCCGAACGUUCCUCCGGCCUCGCCGGUGGGUCAGCUAUCCAGCUCGCUGAAUCCCUCGCCGGUACUCUCCAUGCGACCGCGUCUCACCUCGUUGAGCAUGAAGAUGCGUAAGAAGUCGCAGAGCCGCGACCGGGAUGUGGAACGUGGCAUCAUCCAUCCGGCGGCAGCGGGAAUUCCUCCGGUGAUUGUGGUGCGGGAACGACCGAAGAUCAUCAUUACCACCAAGUCCCUGCCCGGCAGUCUGGACUCUGAUGAACAACCACCAGUCAGUCCACCGUUGCUACCGCCGGCAAAUCCACCAGCGGCCGAAACGCGAUCGAAGAUCAAGCUAAAGGUGUGGAAAAUUCCUCGAUUCCUUAAGCGAUUUGAGGAUUUAACCAACAGGAGCAGCUGUGGCGGCAGCUCCUCCGCCGGUCAUCUGGACAAGGAAAGAGAGAGGGAGCGGGAGAAGGAGAAGGAGGAGCUGCACCAGCAUAAUCAACUGAAUCCCGAGGAGACCUUGGCAUUCAUGGACAACCAGAUGCAAAAUGGCAACGGUUGUGGCUAUCAGCAGUUGCCCGUUUUGGUAGAGUCCAACCAUCGCACUCAGACCCUGGACAUUCCGGCCGCUCGUCCGGUGCUCCAUCAUGCAGCUACAUCCACGGCACUGGCAAGCAGUGUGCUCAGAUCGCCGGAGGCGGGAGUCAGUGGAGGCGGGGGUUGCUGUUCUCCUGGUCAGUACUCCAUGUACGAUGACAUCAUCGAUGUGCGAUCCUACAUCAGUCAGUCACGGAGCGAUAUAUCUCCAUUCGGUCGUUCGGGCAGCUAUAGAUCGCAAUGUGGCCGCCAGUCAACGGGAGGGGUGAACGGAGCAGGACCAGCAGGAGUUGGGGCCGAAGGAAGAGCUGGUACCUCCCAGACAGCGCCGCCAGUAGAGCAAUCGCCACUCCCGCGACCACGAGCAUCCACCUUGGCAACCGGUAGACCCACACCGAAUAGCCUGGAACCGGGCCCUUCCUCAACGAGUCCCUGUUGCUUGCCAGCUCCGGGCAACUCCGUCGGAGGUGGUGGCAUCUUUCCGCCCACGCACUCCCGCCAGUCGAGCAUCUGCCCAUCGGCCACGUCGCGCAAGGAUUCCGGGAUCAAGAGCAACUCGCGCAGAUCCUCGAUCCAACAGCAAAUCUAUGCACUCAACCAGACGGCGAUUAGUCAGCACAGGGUCUCCGGUUACUUUACCAGCUCCACGUCCAGUAUCUCCAAUUUGGGAGAGGUCCAGGGACUGGGUCUUCCGCUGGCGGUACAACCGCCACCGCCUCUUUUGAUGCCCGCCUGCUCUUCGCAAAUGGCGGAUCCACUGGCCGCCUGCCUGCAGCAAUUGCGCAAGCAAUCGGAUCUUCAGCUUAUCCGUUGCGUUCGGGAUAAUGCCAGGUCGCAGAGGAGCUAUCUGGUCAAACCGCCGUUGCGGAAAUUCAGUUUAUACUUCAAGUCACGGCAGUUGGAACGCGAUUUCCGCUCGAAGGCCCAUCGUUUUGGAGCGGAAAAUGAGACGGAAGGACCGCCGACUUUGGCCACGCCACGCUAUAAUACCUACAUUGAUAUAUUCGUGGGGAUUGCGGUUUAUCUGUGCAUCUCCGUCUCGCUGUUUUUGAUGACCCAGAACACGGUGUCGCCCAGCUUCCGGCUGUGGGUGACCUUGUUCUCCUGCUUCACAGGCAUCCAAGUGUUCGCCCUCUUCCUCUUCACAAGGCAAAUGUGUCGCCGGCAGAGCGGUAGCAAUGUUAGCAAUCGAUUCCGUUCCAAGUCGACGACCAGUGAGGAUUUGGAGCGGGAUGAGCGAGGAGCUGCACCGGGAGGAAGACCACAUUUUGAGUCCUGUGCCGAUCGCAUUUUCGAGGCCAUAUCCAGCUGGUAUCCGUGGCACAUUUGCCUGGCCGUUCUGAUGGCCAUGCCAGUGCUGUUGAUCAUCGCCAACUUUCUGCUCCUGGACUUGGAGCAACUGGAGGCGUUUGAGUACCAUUAUGGAUUCCUGAUCUUUGUGUGCAUCGUGCACUUCUGCAAUUUCACACAGCUGAAUUGUUGGGUGCGGAAUGUACUGGCCUUUUUGGCAGCCCUCUGCUUUAUUGGCAUUGCAGUGUCCCAGUUGAUGGUCUACAGUCACAAUCGGAGUGACCAGCAGCAGGAUCAGGAGGCGUCGAAUUUCAUCCAGGAGAUCAAGUGGUUUCAGGACUAUCAUGUGGAAAUCUAUCUGGAUCUGCUGCUCAUCCUGGUGUUGGUCUGGUUCCUUAAUCGCGAAUUUGAGAUUGGUUAUCGGCUGACCUUCUACGGCAAUGCGGUGGCCAAUCAGGAUAAGGUCCGAGUGCAGAACAUGAAGAACCAGGCCGACAUGCUGCUCCACAACAUUAUACCCAAGCACGUGGCUGAGCAUCUGAAGAACACGGCCAAGUACUCGGAGAACCAUCACAACAUAGCCAUCAUCUUUGCCUCGAUCGUGAACUUCAAUGAGAUGUACGACGAGAGUUAUCUGGGUGGCAAGGAGUUCCUGCGAGUGCUCAACGAGCUGAUUGGUGACUUUGAUGAGCUGCUCUCACGUCCGGAAUUCCGGGCUGUGGAGAAGAUCAAGACAAUUGGUUCGACCUUCAUGGCGGCCAGUGGAUUGGAUCCCUCGCAUCGCGGCACGGGGGACGAACAUAUUCACACACUAAUGGAGUUCUCAAUCGCCAUGCAGGAGGUGGUGGAUGCCUUCAACAAGGAUCUGUUGGAAUUCAAUCUCAUCCUGCGGAUUGGCAUGAACAUUGGCGAUGUGACGGCGGGAGUAAUCGGUACUAGCAAGCUGUAUUACGAUAUUUGGGGCGAUGCAGUCAAUGUGGCCUCCAGAAUGGACUCCACCGGGCUACCCAAUCGCAUUCAGGUGGGCAAGGAUUGCCUGCCCUUCCUCACCAAUCGCUAUGAGUUCGAGCCACGUGGCAGUGUCUAUGUAAAGGGCAAAGAUCACAUGGAGGUGUUCCUCUACACGACACGAAGAGAUAAUCCACUGGAUGAUGACGAGGCUGAUAAGGUUGAACAAUUGGGCACCAAGAAGAUGGAGCACGAGGGGCGGGAUGAGGAUGUGGUGCAGGGCGAGCAGCAAGCGGAGGACAAAGACGAGGAGGAGGAGGAAGAGGAGGAGGAUGAUGACUUGCACUCCAGUGAGACCACCACGCUCUUCAAGUCACAGGAAUCGCUGCAGGCGAAUGGUGGCAGCCACUUGGCACCCAACGCCGCAGCCACCAGCCACACCCACACAAUUACCCUAACCAACAACAACAACCAUAACAGCAGCAACAUCAACAACAACAUUGCCACCAGCAACACAACAACAACAGCCAACAACAACUCAAUGCCAGUGGAAACUUAGGAAAAUUGCGGGGUAGCAAGGCACUUGAAAAAUGGUUUCAAAAUUGCAUUUAAUGACUCUAACGGUAGGGCAGCAAGUUUCCCGGACAACCAGACCAUCCGUCGUCGACAACCACAAGUGGCUAAGAGUAUGGAGCUGUUGCCAGAAAACCAAACCAGAUCCAGGGGAUAAAAAAUCGGUGGGGCGGGGCGAGGAAUUACCCGAAGGGGUGGGGGGUUGAAAAUUAAAAAAAGCAACCGUGUUUUUUGUGAUAUAAAUGAAUAUGAAUAGAUAGAAACGUUAGGAACGAUAGAAUCGGGUAAAAGUUGCUAGUGAUUGAUUGGUUAAUUGAUUGAUCCAUCGAUUGAUUGUUGUUAACUGCGUUUUUCGGGAUGGCUAACGUGUUGGAGCAUUGAAACUCCAAACAGAAGCAGACCAUUCGGCAUAUGCAAAAUAUGUGUGUGUUUAAGUGUUACUAGCCGCCAGUUGACUCAUCUGCACAACCAAACGAAGUGCUUUCUUUCCAUUCUACCACUGUUUUUUUUUUCAAAUAGAAUUAACUACACUUAAUUAAACUAAUGGAAAUAUGUGGCUUUAAAUGGUAGUAGCGAAAUAUAGAUGUGGAUUGUAUGUAGAUUCAAUGUACCAUAGAGUUAACCCACUAUGCAUAUAAGUAACUAAAUAACAAUUUUUUUGAGCCAACGAAUGGAUAUUACCUGUAUGUAUUGGCCCGUUGUUCGAUGUUGAUCAAUGUGUGUAUAUAAAUGUACGUAGCUAAAGUUAAACGAUUGCUGAUUGUGUUUCGCAGACGAAGAUCUGUUGCCAUAUAAGCGGGGUUUUUUGGGGUCGGAUUAUUUCGGAUUUCGAAGAAUCAUAACCAAAUGAUAAUUUCGUCGUCUGUUUUUAGCUAUUACAUCGCAGUAAAUGGCGUGGAAAUUGGUUUCCCAGUGUAGCUUCAUAUAUUUUUUUUAAAGUUUUUUUUCUAGUAAAGCAGUUAUACGAUCUACAUAUGUAUGUAGUUAUAACAUGCAGCUUUUACAUAAAAUGUACCCCAGCAAACGACCGAAAAGUAUGCACCAAAAUGCUUGCCAUACACACACAAAGACACGCACUCACCCACCAAAAAAAAAAGCUUUCACCACACUCACGCACACACACACACACACACACACCAACCCCCAAGACACCGGAAAAAAUAAUUUUAUAGCCUUUUGUAUAAUUUUUUUAUACAAACACACCUUUUGUGCAAUGCAACAUUGCCAGUUUCUAAUGGUAAACUUAAGCAGAACUCUAUUUCCGCCACGAAAAAAAAAAUAAGAAAAAAUCAAAAAAACGAAUUACCAAAAUCAGUGAAAAUAUAUUGCAAUGUAAACGUGUAUGUGUAUCGAAACCUAUGGACCCUAUUGUAUUUUUAUAUUAACAACAAACAAGUAUUUUCUACUAAUUUAUUGAGCGAAAAAAAAAACUAAAAAGACGUACAUUUUUUUCUUGUCUUUUUGAAACCUCUAAGUGUACAUACUGCAU